Messenger RNA from Bombus huntii, 6232 nucleotides. Its product is annotated as E3 ubiquitin-protein ligase Rnf220-like. The transcript is spliced from 9 exons. NCBI's taxonomy places the organism in Eukaryota, Metazoa, Arthropoda, Insecta, Hymenoptera, Apidae. Gene Ontology annotation, biological process: protein ubiquitination. Gene Ontology annotation, molecular function: metal ion binding; ubiquitin protein ligase activity. The coding region runs from base 158 to 2113 and encodes 651 amino acids. The record is from RefSeq and is a predicted model, not a curated record.
ACCCUCACACUCCAAUCAGUCUGCACUCGCAUGUCCACGAGGUUGCUCGCACGGGCCUGGCGCCUUCCUCUUGUACUCACCCCUCUCUUGCACCUGGCUCACCACGUUUAGUGCAUUACCAGAAACCCGUACCCGGGUGACCGAGCCACUAGUUGAGAUGGAUAAUUCUGCGUAUGUGCCGAAUCAUCUACCGCCGCCAUCCCUGGUCGUGUUUUCACAGGCCGGGGGGCUGCCGGAGGCUCUGAGAAUGCAAAGACCCUUCAAUCCACAAGUGACCGACUCGAAGGAUCUCCAAGUGCCGUUCAGCACUGCGGCUUCUCUGGGUUACGGCCUCCAUCAUAUGCUCCACUUGCCGCCGCAAUUUUUGCACCCUCUGGAUCACCGUUUACCGUUCGGAGGGUUCAGGCCCCUGGGGCCAUCGGCUUUCGCUCCGCCGAGCAAGUGUCUGAAAGUGGAAACAGGAAACGGCCCGGUCACCGGUUCCGGUUUGCCAAGUAUCGGCUCAUUGUCGAGCAUGUCGAACAUGUUCUCGCCUUCGUCGUUGUCCUCGGCCAGCGGAGGCGCCGUCGUCUCUGUUUCUGGAGCGUCGGCGAGCAUCGGAGGCGUCGGAGGCGUCGGAGGCGUCGGAGGAGGUGCGAGCGCGGCAGCGGCACAGGAAGUCGCACCGCAGAGUCCCGCUGGCUCUACCAGCCGAUCGCCUACAGGGACCGGAACCGGUUCGGUUCCUAAUCGCGGCACCACUCCGGAGGACGAGGAUCGCGAUGCGAAUGCCACGCCUGGGUCCGAGAACACGGAAAGAUCUACGCCUGAGGAGGGACGACCGUAUCGACUGGGGCCUGUGUUCGGGGGCCGAUGCGGCGCGGAGGCGCUCGGGCUGGGGUUAGGGCUGUCGCUGGGCCCGGCCUACAGGUUCGCUCUGCCCCCGGGACUCGCUGCCAAGACCACCCGCUGCCUUGUAUUCGACCAAGGCAAAAAGAAAUUUCCAUCGGAUCCGUCCUGUUGCCCAGCGUGCGGAGUAACUGUAAGGCCGCAGGAAUUGGAGCAACAUUUCGCUCAGGAACUCGACCGACUUUACAAGAUAUCGUCGGCAUCCUCUCGAGCGCGAGCGUCAAGGUCGAGUUUGCCUCCUGGCCAUCCUCAAGACCAUCCCCAUGGACCGAUGCUCCAUGCCCCAUCAGCCGCUGAUGGAACGCCUCAUGGAAGAUGGGAGACUUACAAGAGAAUUAAAGCCAAUAGACAGGCUAGAAUCCGUGUGAAGAACCGGAAACGGAAAGCGGAUGAACCUUCUUGCCCCGUUUGUAGCGAGAGGCUAUCUGGCACGCCGGAGGAAUUGAAUCAGCACGUCGAACGAUGCUUGAACAAACACAAUAAUGGAAAUCCCGCUGGUCAGAAUAAUUUGGACGAAGAGGAGGUGGACGUGGAGGGCGAUGCUGAAACUUUCGAAGAGUAUGAAUGGGCUGGUCAAAGAAGAGUGCGGGCAACGUCGAUGCUCGUCGGAGGAUUUUCUGCUGCAGGUUUAGCGACCUCAUCGAGCAAUCGUUCAACCGCUGGCAACGGUGGAUCUAAUCAGCAGGAAGAGGAAGACGUGGACCUGGUGGUCGAUGGCGACGACGCCGCCGAGUUUGGACCUGCACAGUAUUCCGAAGCCGAUGUGAUCGCGCCACGUAUGGAUGGCACGCCGAGAGAGCAAAAGGAAAGAGACGCUCUUCGAGAAGCCGUGAUAUCGCCAAACGCGUCCAACACGCCUCACACGCCGCACACACCCGAACAAAUCGGUCAAGGUUUGGUCGAGGUGAAACCGGAACCAGGAACAGCGACUCCUCUUGGCCAGAACGAACAAGACGAGAGUGCCUCGACGUCGCCUAGAAGGGACGGUGACACGCCAGUAAUCGAGGCUCUUCGAGGCAGAAUUCGGGAAUUAGAAGCGGAAAUGCGUGGCCAACCGUUUAAGUGUCUCAUCUGCAUGGAACAGUAUAAAAAGCCUGUGACUUCGGUUUGCUGCUGGCACGUUCAUUGCGAACAAUGCUGGUUGCACACAUUGGGUGCGAAAAAGCUGUGUCCACAAUGCAACAUGAUAACGUCGCCUUCAGAUUUGCGACGUAUCUACAUGUGAAGGAAGUCGCGUGUGCCAAACAAGAAAUUGGGUUGUCCGUAGAAAAAUAAUGGUCGAUUUUUUGCCAAAGAAUCGACGCGUUUCGAUAUGACUCGAUCGUGUAAAUAUCUGUAUAUAUUUAUGCGUCACGUUAAAUUAACUCCUUUUAGAUUUACCACGUACGAAUUAUGCACUUAGUAGCGUUAGUAAAUUAAGCCGUGAAAGGCGCGCGCGAAUCAUGUCUCGAUCAUGCUUUAUCGCUCGUCGCGCAGACCAAUUUUCAUCCUGCUAUAAUAUAUAGAAAUAUAUAUAGAAAAAUAUUUCCUCCUCUGAUAAGUUAUCGUAUAAUGUUAGUCGACAAGUUGCUACGCUACUCUUCACAAGUAUUUGGACACCUGCGAUUCGAUCAAAAAAUUCAUAUUUUUUUUAUUUAUGAACAACGUUUCUCUAUUCUUCACCAUUUUUCUCUUCUCCUAAAACAAUUAUCGCGAAGAUAUUAUCUUUCGUCUAUGCGAAAUUGAAAAUAAAACGAGGAAUAUAUCUGCAUUACAUAUAUUCAAUGUUUAAUUAUUUAAUUUCCUAUACUUUUAAUCGUUCCUCUUUAAUUUGUAAUAGUUAACAAUUAUUUUCUUCGUUGAGAUAAAAAUCUUCGCUCUUUUUCUCUUCUCAUAGGCGGCAAAUUAUGUCAAAACAAUUAUCGCGAAGAUAUCUUCUUUCGUCUAUGCGAAAUUGAAAGAAAACGAGGAAUAUAUCUGCGUCACAUAAAUUCAGUGUUCUAAUGAAUAAUUAUAAUUAUUUAAUUUCCUGUACUUUUAAUCGUUCCUCUUUAAUUUGUAACAGUUAACAAUUAUUUUCUUCGUCGAGAUAAAAAUCUUCCCCCUUUUUCUCUUCUCAUAGGCGACAAACUAUGUCAAAACAAUUAUCGCGAAGAUAUCUUCUUUCGUCUAUGCGAAAUUGAAAGAAAACGAGGAAUAUAUCUGCGUCACAUAAAUUCAGUGUUCUAAUGAAUAAUUAUAAUUAUUUAAUUUCCUGUACUUUUAAUCGUUCCUCUUUAAUUUGUAACAGUUAACAAUUAUUUUCUUCGUCGAGAUAAAAAUCUUCCCCCUUUUUCUCUUCUCAUAGGCGACAAACUAUGUCAAAACAAUUAUCGCGAAGAUAUCUUCUUUCGUCUAUGCGAAAUUGAAAGAAAACGAGGAAUAUAUCUGCGUCACAUAAAUUCAGUGUUCUAAUGAAUAAUUAUAAUUAUUUAAUUUCCUGUACUUUUAAUCGUUCCUCUUUAAUUUGUAAUAGUUAACAAUUAUUUUCUUCGUUGAGAUAAAUAUCUUCCCCCUUUUUCUCUUCUCAUAGGCGGCAAACUAUGUCAAAACAAUUAUCGCGAAGAUAUCUUCUUUCGUCUAUGCGAAAUUGAAAGAAAACGAGGAAUAUAUCUGCGUCACAUAAAUUCAGUGUUCUAAUGAAUAAUUAUAAUUAUUUAAUUUCCUGUACUUUUAAUCGUUCCUCUUUAAUUUGUAACAGUUAACAAUUAUUUUCUUCGUCGAGAUAAAAAUCUUCCCCCUUUUUCUCUUCUCAUAGGCGACAAACUAUGUCAAAACAAUUAUCGCGAAGAUAUCUUCUUUCGUCUAUGCGAAAUUGAAAGAAAACGAGGAAUAUAUCUGCGUCACAUAAAUUCAGUGUUCUAAUGAAUAAUUAUAAUUAUUUAAUUUCCUGUACUUUUAAUCGUUCUUCUUUAAUUUGUAAUAGUUAAGAAUUAUUUUCUUCGUUGAUAUUUGCUAACUGUAAUAUGGUUGCGUACAGUAAGAUCAAAAUUACAUUAAAAAGUUUCAAUUGAAGAACUUAUUUUCUUAUCAGAACAGAAUUAUUAUAUUAUUACUAAUAUAAUAAUAUAAAUAUAAUAUAUAUAUAUUAUUAUAUAUUCUAUAAAUAUGCAAUGAUUUGUGUCCAAAUAUUUAUGUACGGUAGCGCACGUUAUUUUGCGCGAUACUUAUUUCAAGACUUAAGAACCGAAUGAGGGACAUUUAGAAUAUUACGAACACAGAUAUUCGAACAAUUUAAUUAUAAUCGUUAUAAUUAAUCGUUUCAUCUAGUUCCGCCGUAUAGUUUCAAAUAAUUAAGAAAUCUGUUAAAAGGAGGAAUGCUUGCAGUAAAACCGAAUACGACGAACUUUUACACUCGAUCGUCGAUUGAUUAAAGUUCGGGGACGCAUCAUCGCCAAGCAUCUUCGUCGAAUCUGCUCCUAAUCGAAGACUAUUCGCGCGUACCUGAAAUUCCUAGGUGUCAUUUCGAACGACUAACGUCUACAUUAAAGUCGCCCCUUUUCGCCGGAUCUACCGUUUUUCUCUUGAAACAAUGUAUCUGUGUCUACGAUUCAUCGAGUUCAAUUUACAAAGACGAAUAUUAUGUAUGUGUAAAAUAUAAUCGACAACUUUGUUAAAUCAGCUAUUUCCAGUAGGCUUUCCGUAACCGUGAAAGAGGACAAAGAAAAUAGUCGGAAAUUAUCGUAUUUAAAAUACGAGCAGCACUCACCAACACUACGUGGAAACACGAGUCUCUUAAACGUUUAUUACGAAUGUCCAGCAAUCUGUUGUUGCAAUCUUCUUUUAAGCCGAACCUAACGAACCGAUUAAUUUAAUUCGAGGCGCACAAACGAUAUGGAAAAAUGCGAAGAAGAAUAACGACGAGUAUGCAUUUUGUUUCUAAUGUAUGAUAUGUAACAUUCAGCUACUAUAUGCGACUUAGGCAAAACACUACACAAUGUAAAGAGCAGGCAAUAUUAAGUUUUCUCAUUAGGUUUAAUUAUUUUUUUAUUUUUAUCCAUGGAAACGUAUAUUUAUUCUAUUUUAUCAGCAAUAAAGAACAAUUUAUUAUCGAUAGUAUCUGUUCGAAAAAAAAAAAAAAAAGGAGAAGCUAGAUUUUAUAUUAUUUAUAGUAUGUUUCCUAUCGUUACCAGGGUUCAAUCGUCCAUUUUUCCAAAUACAAAUUUUCCUUGAGGAAUACUUCUUUAAUUGUCUACGAUCGAUAGAGAAUAUUCGUAAUGGGCGAUUAAUUCGUUGUACGGAUAAGAUGCACGUUAGAAAGGAACGAAUUAAAAAGGCAAUAUACGAGGUGAACUUGUUUUUUUUUUCUUUUUCUUUUAAUUUCCGUUGUAAAAUACGCACUGUUUGCAGGCUAUGGCGAAAUCGAUAAAUCACAAGACGAUACACCAGUGUAAUCCAAUCGACCAAAGUUACGAUACAAACAAACAGACAGAAAAAUGUGGAUAAGUUAAUAAUUGAUAUCUAUUAAAAGGAAUAACGCAAGCUCGCCUGUUUUUCCCUUGUCUUAUGCAUGUAAAACGGAAGGAACGUUGUUUAUUUUGAUUAGAAAAAUUCGUGGAGGAAAGUACGAAGAGGGAGAGAAUAAAGAAAUGCAGAUGAGAAAGGAAGGGAAAGACGGACCAACGCGUAUAUCAACGAUCGAUCUUCUUUCGAAAGAUUCGUUUCUUAUUUUCUAAGUAUAUUAUUGUUCCAUCUGCUAAAUCAUUGAUACAAUGAUCAGCGAUUAAGCGAACCAAUGAAAAAUGACGAAAAAUUGUUUGACAUUGAGAAGACAGAUAAUUCGACUGGACAUGGCUCGAUGAGUUAUGUUACAUUGGAAAUAUUUGAAAUUUUAUUUCAUAUUAAUUUUCUUGUUAAUAUCCAGCUUUCGUAAUAUUUCAUAUUAUAAUAAUCAGUUACAAAUUUUCUUUCGUCGCUUCUCCCACGUUCGAGGUACCAAAAUUUAACGACCGAAACAUUGCACGCGCGUCCAAUCGAAUUUUGUCACUCGUUGUUGAUAAAACGUGAAACGAACUUGCGAUAAGCAAAUUAUCUUUGUUUCGAGACGAAGUAUGCAGGUCGAUCGACCGCAGUGAUAUGCACAAGUCCAAGAGUUGCUUGGAUGCUGGUCAAUGUUUUUUAAAACAAUAGAAACGUCCGAAUUUUCUCUUCUUCUGCUUCUCUGUCCCUGUUGAUCAAGAUUUUAGAUUGCUGCGUGUCCCCUCGUGCACGCCGAGAAAGUUCUUGUAAAUACAUACAGAAAUCGAGUUAAAACCAGCAGGAGAAAUCGGCUCCCCGUUGCGAGCGUUGUUCUGUAAUCGAAAUAAAACGAUCAUGGAAUGUAGAA